AUGGGCCUUACGAUACCCAUCUNCGCCAUCUGCAAUAUCGUGAGACUGACAGUUUCCGAGCAUGGCAGCACUUGGACGAUAUUCGAGGUCCUCCCCCCAGUCGUGCAAGUGAUCAUAGAAUCGCUUCCACAGGACCUCUUUCUCGCCCGUCGCGAAUGCAUCAUAGUCCUGGCCCUACAGGCCUCGUCGUCCGAAGAUUGCCAGGUAUCGGCUGAGCAUCGACUUGACUUUCCCUUGCGAACAGCUUUUGAGGAAGUCUUGCUCGGUGAUGUGACCGCGCUACAAGGCUGCCUGCUCCGCUCUCCUCACCUUUUGACAUUGCCCAAGUACGGCAAUUCGACGAGCGCAAGAUUAAUGACAUCGAGCAUGAGCAUCUCUACUAGCGCUGUCGCAUCAGGAAUCGCAAUUUCCGCCGUUCGUGCGGCCUUCGCUGCGCCUAGCGCCAGUGCGGUCAGUCUCGCCAACGGCAAUGUGGCGACCAAGGCGGCCCUCCAGGCGCCCAUCCAAAACUCUUGCUCUCUUGAAGUUCCAGGCAGAUUCAUCAAAGUCAAGCUGAACAGCUCUCAGGAAUGA
Mixia osmundae IAM 14324 is the source of this 573-nucleotide messenger RNA. RefSeq lists its product as uncharacterized. Bases 1 to 573 code for a protein of 190 amino acids. Lineage: Eukaryota; Fungi; Basidiomycota; Mixiomycetes; Mixiales; Mixiaceae. The record is from RefSeq and is a predicted model, not a curated record. The transcript is spliced from 2 exons.